AUGCUGGUACCUCCUGCAAACUUUGGUAUCGCUGAAGAUGGAAUAUAUAGAUGCUCCAAAAUUGAAACAAUUAAUUUAUCCUUCUUAGAGACUCUAAAUCUGAAAAAAAUUAUAUUCAUAGGUGGUCAAGAACCUUCCAAAUUCUUUAAAGAAUUUUUUAAUAGAUCAUCAAUUAAUUGGAACAUAAUUAAAAUAUCUGAAUUCCAUACAACUACAACUGCUACAACAACAACAACAACAAAACCCACUGAUAAUAAUAAUAAUAAUAAUCAAUCAUCCUCACAAAUCCCUCCGCCUCCUUCCUCAUCUUCGUCGAUUACUACAUCUGCAUCUACAUCCACAUCUACAUCUUCCUCAUCUUCUAAUGGUAACUCAAUAAAUGAUAAUAACGUUAACAAUAACAAUGAUACUAGCACAAUAAUAUCAAAUACAAAAAAAAAUACAAUACGGAAUAGUAAAAUUGAUUAUAUUAAUAAACCAUAUCAUUUAAACGAUAAUGAUGAUUUAAUGCUUAUUAAAUCAAAAUGUUUGAAAAAGACAUUCCAAUUAUUAUUAAAUUCAAACAACUUUAAUAUAUUAUUAGUUGAUAAAACUGCAUUGAUUAUAAGUAUAUUAAGGAAAAUUCAAAAAUGGCAUAUCUCUUCAAUAAUUAAUGAAUAUAGAUUAUUCUCUGGGAAAAAUAGAAGUUAUUUCGCUGAAACAUUUUUGGAAUUCAUUAAUAUCAUAAUUAAACAAGAUUAUGAUACUAUUGAAUCAGACUCAAACAAUCCUGAUAAUAAUGUGGAAACUGAUCACACACAUCAUUCCAUAUCAAUAACAGUCCCUAAACUCGACUUAACUACAUCACCGCAGCAUAACCAACUCCUCACAACAAAUAACAACCUCUCAUCAAAGCAAAUGCAAAGAAAUUUGUCAAGUUUAUCAGAAAUUAAUGAAGAUGAUCUUUGCAACGAUAUUGUAAUACCAUCAAGAUUAUUGAAUAUAGUAAAUGAUGCAGAAUUGGAAGCUAUAAAUGAAAGAGAAAUUAUACAACAACAAGAACAAGACGAAAAUAAUCAAUCGUCUUCCUCAUCAUCAGUGCCUUCAUUCCAAAGAUCUCCUUCGAUCUUGAAAUCAUUAUCAAUUUCAGCAGCAUCCAAUUCUACAUCUAUAGAAAACACAAAUACCAGUAGUAGUAGUAGUAUAACGAAGAAUAAUAACACAAACAAUCAUACAUAUACAUUAUCAUUCAAGAAAAAGGAAUAUAAUGACUUCGUCUAUUACAAACCAUCGCAUAAUAAUAACAACAUAAAUUCAUCAACUAAUGAUAACAAUGAUAAUAAUUCAAUCAUUUUGAAAAUUCCAAAAGAAUCAUCAUUACCUAAUUGGUUUAAAUUUCAAAGAGAUUUAUGGGAAAAGGAAAACGCUCCUGAUAAAUAUAAUUUUUAUAAAGAACAUAUAUUUAUUUAA
Naumovozyma dairenensis CBS 421 is the source of this 1449-nucleotide messenger RNA. It is a transcript of the gene OCA4, whose product is annotated as Oca4p. The coding region runs from base 1 to 1449 and encodes 482 amino acids. Gene Ontology annotation, molecular function: phosphatase activity. Lineage: Eukaryota; Fungi; Ascomycota; Saccharomycetes; Saccharomycetales; Saccharomycetaceae. The transcript has a single exon. The record is from RefSeq and is a predicted model, not a curated record.